This is a messenger RNA of Paramacrobiotus metropolitanus, 2392 nucleotides long. RefSeq names its product major facilitator superfamily domain-containing protein 6-like. Lineage: Eukaryota; Metazoa; Tardigrada; Eutardigrada; Parachela; Macrobiotidae. The record is from RefSeq and is a predicted model, not a curated record. The coding region runs from base 189 to 2201 and encodes 670 amino acids. Gene Ontology annotation, cellular component: membrane. The transcript is spliced from 9 exons.
CAAUAACAGGCAAGCGGUUCGGUGUAAAUAAACUUUUCUUUUAGCUUUGUAGAUCAUCCAGACAGGGAGGGUCUAUCUUACAGUUCUUUCUUUUAAAACUUCACCGCAGCUAAGAUUAUUAAAACUAAGCAAAAUUAAUUCUAGUCCCUAAAGACAGGAAAAAUUGCUUAGUGUUUUGCGGGCAAGUUAUGGAAAACGGAACAAAGGACAGAGCCAAUCCUAACAUGUCCUUUAGAACAAAAGCGAAGAGACUGCUAAAGGUCAACCCGAAGCUGAUCCCGGUCAAACUUUUAAUGUUUCUUCUGUACGGAGGAAUGGCUGGGCUUUAUCCGUUCCUUAUAGUACACAUGAAAGAUAUUGGACUGACGUCGGCGGAAUCUGCGUACAUUAAUGCCAUGCUGCCUUUUGUGACAUGCAUCGGUCCACCGCUUGGCGGUGCUCUUGCGGAUAAACUGGGAAAUUACAAAGUCGUGCUGAUCGGGGUGAAUCUAAUCAGUAUUGUCUUCCAUUACCUUAUAUUGUACGCCGUUCCACCAGCACGGCCUAUUCGCACAACGGCGGAAUUGCCGGUAACCAAUGGGAGUUUAAGUCUGUUUUGCGACAGCAACAAUGCCAAAAACCUGCUCCCGCCCAACGAAAUACUGAUUGACCAAUGCCGUGAUGGAUCUAUUGCCAAUUUUUCCCAGAUCUUGAGCACACGAAUCCAGUUCGACGACUGCAUGUCAACCUGCCGAAACAGUGCGAGUAUCUGCUUUGGCUCCGAUGCCGAAUGUCAACCGUCGACAUUCUUCCGCAAUCGAUCUUUUCCCGAUAUGAUGGUCCAAGGUCAUAAUCGGUCGCUGCAAUUAAAAACCAUCAUGGCCCCAUUGUCAGAUGACAAUGAUGGAGAAAUCAGGUGCAGGUUGCCGGGAGCGCCGCCUGAUAUCAACUGUACUAUAACCUGUGCGAUUCGGGCCGAUUUUUUUGUUAACUGCUCUACCGUGAAACCGGCUCAGAAUCGCGCUAUGACUUUGGGACUGUAUUCCUUGUUUCGGUUGCUGGCCACGGGAUUCGCUUAUACACUGAUGCCACUUUUAGAUGCAGUUGCUUAUCAGUUAUCGGAUGAACAAGAAGGUGAUCUUGGGUUUCAGCGCGUGUGGGCGUUGUUUGGCAUGUGCGGUUGUCCCCCACUUUCCGGAUGGUUAAUUGGGUAUGCAACAAAAUUAGCGAAAGGAGUUGACGAUUAUUCUCCGCCAUUUCACGUCUUUGGCGGAAUGCAUUUCACCGCGGCAAUCAUUACGUGUUUUAUGAGUGCGUCGCUGCGAACUGCUGCGGAGAACAUUUGGUCCAAUGUUGGGAAACUCUUUCGAAAUCCCAAAAUUACGGUCUUCGUUAUCAUGAUGUUUUUGGCAGGGUGUGCGUGGGGAUUUCUCGAAACAUUCUUGUUUUGGUUCAUGAAAGACAUCGGCGCUAGCACUCUUCUGAUGGGGAUGACCAAUACGGUGUCCGGUUUGUCAGCUGUGCCAGUAGUUUUGGCUUCUACACUGCUCAUAAAGUUCUUCGGCCACACAAAAAUUAUUAUGUUUUGUUUGGCCAUCUAUGGAUGCCGGUUUCUAUCCUACUCGGUUAUUUACGAACCUUAUCAUGUACUGCCCGUGGAAAUACUGGAAGCGUUUACCACUUCGCUUUUUGGUGUUGUCUCGUCAGUCUACUGUGGAAAAAUUGCUCCAGAUUAUUUGGCAACCUUGCAAGGAGUGGUUGGUGGCCUGCACAGCGCCUUUGGAAGAGGAUGCGGAAGCUUGGUCGGCGGACUGAUGUUCGAGUACAUAGGAGCUCGCCGUACCUACGUAUAUUUCGGUUCGGCUUAUAUCUGUUUUGGCGCACUCUACGCAGUUCUACACUAUGCAUGGUUGCGCAGACUUCCUAAUCCUCAGGCAUCAGCAAGAGCUGCGAAACAGAAAGAAGGUCUACUCCAGCCCAGUGCAGGCCAGGUCACAGUGGAGUAUCAGCUCAGUCCGGAAGAUGAGGAAGUUGUCGCAAAACUGGCCCGAAUGGAUGCCCUGACGCGCCGAUACAGCCAGGCACCGGUUAUAGUGGAAAGCAGCGCCACACGAAAGGAAUCGAGCGGAAGUUCAAAAGCCGAUCGACUAAACGUUAACGCUCCUGCCCUUCGACGACGCAGCACCCUAGUGCCCAGUGUAAUGUCUCUCACCGGACGGUAGGCAGAUUAUUCCGACCCUUUGAUACAACGGCGCGCAGAAAAGUCACUCAUCAGUCUCUAAAAAAAGUCGUACUUAAAUUUCGCCAAAAACCGUAUUUACAAUAUAUUCGCUGUCAAACCUUCCUGCACGUAUUACCAAAUACAUGUACUCUCUACUCGUAGACUUGUGUUGCCCUUUUACAAUCAUUAAAU